CGCCAGUCGCAGAGGAUUGUGGGUCGGAGACAGCGGUGGAGCAUCAUCAAAGCACAAGACAGGCGGACUGUUCACUUAGAUCUGACCUGGACUUAGUUUGUCCGCACGCAAGCGUCUAAACAGCGGAAGAAACGAUGGGACACGGUGACUUGAUGAGUAAAGCGGAGGAUGUAGCGGACCAGUUCCUCCGGGUCACCAAACACUACCUCCCCCAUGUGGCCCGCCUGUGUCUGGUCAGCACCUUCCUGGAGGACGGGGUGAGGAUGUGGUUUCAGUGGGGGGAGCAAAGCGACUACAUCGACUCCAGCUGGGGCUGUGGAUGCUUCCUUGCUAACUUCUUUGUCCUUCUCAACCUACUGAUACAGCUGGGUGGCUGUGUGUUGAUCCUCAGUAGAAACUUUGUUCAGUACGCCUGCUUUGCCCUGUUUGGCGUCAUUACCAUGCAGACUGUGGCCUACAGCAUCCUCUGGGACCCAAAGUUCCUAAUGAGGAACCUGUCAUUAGGGGGCGGUCUCCUCCUCCUUUUGGCUGAGUGCAGGGGUGAAGCUCGCAGUGUGUUUGCAGGAGUGCCCUCCCUUGGUCAUCAAAGUUCUCCGAGGCACCUGCUGCAGCUCGGGGGGCGUGUCCUCCUCAUCCUUAUGUUCAUGACACUGCUGCACUUUGACAUGAGCCUAUUCAGUAUCCUGCAGAACCUGGUCGGCACAGCGUUGAUAAUCCUGGUGGCGGUGGGCUUCAAGACCAAGUUGGCGGCGCUGACUCUGGUCGCCUGGCUGCUCUGCAUCAACUUCACUUUCAACGCCUUCUGGACCGUCCCCUCAUACAGACCCAUGCACGACUUCCUCAAGUACGACUUCUUCCAGAGUCUGUCGGUGAUUGGAGGCCUGCUGCUGGUGGUGGCUCUGGGGCCCGGGGGCGUGUCAAUGGAUGAGAAGAAGAAGGAGUGGUGAGGGGGAGUGGGUGGAGUAAGGUGAAGGAAAAGACUGAUGAAAGUCAGUGUAUCAUCCUCUUGAUACGCUAUCACUCCAUUCUUCCCAGAAAAUGGAAACAUUGAAUAUUAGGUUUUUUUCUGUUUUUAUAAACAUCAGGAAAAAAGAAACUUUGCCUCCAUUUUUAAUUUAUGAUAUUUCAGUUUCUUUUAUGUACAAAAGCGACAGUAUUUUAUGUGUUGAGGCUGUUGGCAAGGAGACGACUUCUCUUGAAGACGCACUGAACAUUAGAACCUAUUAAAUACUGCCAGUUUCUGUCUGUUCUCUCCUGUCUCUGCUCUCUGUAUCUGUCUCUCUCUCUCCUCUGUCUUCACCUCUUUAUCUCUACUGUCUUCUCUGUCUUCUGUCUCUUAAUCUCUCUCUCUCUCCUCUGUCAGCUGUGACAAAGUUGAUGUUAUUCUUUUGUAAUUGUAGUUGUGUAAUAAAUACAUCAUUGCAGCAUUG
Molecule: messenger RNA, 1430 nt
Organism: Solea solea (common sole)
Lineage: Eukaryota; Metazoa; Chordata; Actinopteri; Pleuronectiformes; Soleidae
Gene: surf4l
Product: surfeit 4, like
Exons: 6
Coding region: 135-947 (270 amino acids)
Biological process (GO): Golgi organization
Cellular component (GO): endoplasmic reticulum-Golgi intermediate compartment; membrane; endoplasmic reticulum
Source: RefSeq, a predicted model, not a curated record